This is a messenger RNA of Saccostrea echinata, 536 nucleotides long. Its product is annotated as cystatin-B-like. The transcript is spliced from 3 exons. Gene Ontology annotation, molecular function: cysteine-type endopeptidase inhibitor activity. NCBI's taxonomy places the organism in Eukaryota, Metazoa, Mollusca, Bivalvia, Ostreida, Ostreidae. The record is from RefSeq and is a predicted model, not a curated record. Gene Ontology annotation, cellular component: cytosol. Bases 78 to 371 code for a protein of 97 amino acids.
UUUCUUGCAUUAGUGACGCGAAGCGUCACGAGAUAUUUCAUUUCGAGGGAAAUCUUCAAACGUAAACAACUGCGAAGAUGAUGUGUGGAGGAACUUCAGAGUCUAAGGCAGCAGAUGCCGAAAUCCAGUCGAUCAUCAAUGAGGUUAAGGGUGCAGUGGAGGACAAGGUCGGAAAGAAGUUGGAUACCUACACACCAGUGUCGUACAAAACCCAAGUUGUGGCCGGUACCAACUACUUUGUAAAGGUGAACAUUGGUGAUGAACACAUACACCUGAGGAUCUUUGCCCCUCUUCCUCACACUAACAAACCUAAGGAGCUGUCUGACUUACAGAGAGGGAAGACUGCCGAGGAUGAGCUGGUUUACUUCUGAUUGCACAUGGUGAUUACUACAGAAUAUUCCUUGGUAGGCAGUCCAUGAUCAAAAACUAGUGGAUUCUGGAGUACCUUAAUCUCAAAAACAUUACGUACACAAUUGUACUCCCAAAUUAGAAAAACUGAGGAAAAUAUUUAUGUCUCAGUGAAAUAAAAUAUGGAU